This is a messenger RNA of Lactuca sativa (garden lettuce), 1427 nucleotides long. RefSeq names its product protein TEEBE. Gene Ontology annotation, cellular component: plasma membrane; cell wall. The record is from RefSeq and is a predicted model, not a curated record. Lineage: Eukaryota; Viridiplantae; Streptophyta; Magnoliopsida; Asterales; Asteraceae.
ACCCCAACAUCCCUCGUGUCUGUCAUCAUCCGCUUUCUUCAAAUAGAAUCCACCGUUCAUCCAAACAAGCAGACCCUAUGUCUCCGUUCUCAAGAUAUUCCUCUUUCUCCCUCUCCCCCCAUUUUUCCAUAUAAAUUUCAACCACAAAACCCUAAUUUUCGCCAUCCAAAUCCCACUCCUCCCUGUAAAAAUGUCGAAACUUAUCUCCAUGUUGCUUGUUUUAAUCUUCGUCUCCACCUCUGUUCUUGCUGCUCGUCCCCCUGCAACUCCAAUGGAAGGUCUCUUGCCAAAUGGAAACUUCGAAGAACCACCAAAAGCAACCGACAUAAAGAAAACAGUCCUGCUGGGUAAAACCGCAUUACCCAAAUGGGAAAUCAGCGGUCUAGUUGAGUACAUCCACGGCGGACCUCAGCCGGGUGGAAUGUACUUUCCGGUGGCACACGGCGUCCACGCCGUCAGACUCGGGAACGAAGCUACAAUCUCUCAAAAUAUAGCUGUGAAAGCUGGAUCUUUAUAUGCUGUGACGUUUGGUGCUUCCAGGACAUGUGCGCAAGAGGAGGUUUUGAGAGUAUCGGUGCCACCGCAGUCCGGUGACCUUCCGCUGCAGACUCUUUACAGCAGCGACGGUGGCGAUGUCUACGCUUAUGGAUUUAAAGCGAAUUCGAGCUCAGUGAGGUUAACCUUCCAUAACCCUGGUGUACAAGAAGAUCCCAAAUGUGGUCCUCUCAUUGACGCCGUCGCCAUUAAAGAGCUCCUCCCUCCCAGACCUACUCGCCUUAAUAUCGUGAAAAAUGGCGGAUUUGAGGAAGGACCUCACCGGUUAUUCAACUCCUCCAAUGGCGUCCUCCUCCCUCCUCGACAAGAAGACAUAACAUCUCCUCUCCCCGGAUGGAUCAUCGAGUCUCUAAAAGCCGUUAAGUUCAUCGACAACAAACACUUCAACGUCCCCUCCGGCGUCGCCGCCAUCGAACUAGUCGCCGGAAGAGAAAGCGCCAUCGCACAAAUCCUCCGAACAAUCCCAAACAAACUCUACAGCCUAUCAUUUGCCAUUGGAGACGCGAAGAACGGGUGCCAUGGAGACAUGAUGGUUGAAGCAUUUGCUGCAAAAGACACCCUGAAAGCUCCAUUCAAAUCGGAAGGAAAGGGGAAGUCGAAGGUGGUGAGCAUGAAGUUUAAGGCGCUGUCGGCGAGAACUAGAGUGACUUUUUACAGCUCGUAUUAUCACACUAGGGCUGAUGAUUUUGGAUCUCUUUGUGGCCCUGUAAUUGAUGAAGUUAGGGUUUUUCCUGUGAGAGCUUAAGAUGGAGAAGAUGAUAUGUAAAAAUUCGAGUUGAGUCUGGUCUUAGUUUGUGAAUCAGACCCCUUGAUUUAUUUGAGCUUGGUCGCUUGUUUAACGUGCCAUGAAUGGAAUUAGUUUCUGGUACUAA